Molecule: messenger RNA, 486 nt
Organism: Lactuca sativa (garden lettuce)
Lineage: Eukaryota; Viridiplantae; Streptophyta; Magnoliopsida; Asterales; Asteraceae
Source: RefSeq, a predicted model, not a curated record
AUGUAUUUUGAUUAUCCAGAGUUCCUACAAAAUCUUCGAGAAGCAUUAAGAAACAUCCAAGAAGGUGGAAAUCGAAGGCAACCCCGUCGUGGUAAACAUAGGGUUGUGGAAGAAUUCAAGGUGUCUGAAUUGCCUGAAUAUGUUGGUGGAACCGAUCCUGAACACUACUUGGAGUGGGAAUGGAAGAUUGAAAGAAUGUUUGAGUUCAAGGAAGUGGAUGACGAAAAAAGUUGCAAGUAUGCCAUUCUCAAGCUAAGUGGUGGUGCUUCAUUAUGGUUUGAAGGGCUUAAGGCCAAGAGAACCCGUGAAGGAAAAGAAAAAAUUUGUUCUUGGCUUUCUCUAAAACGAAAGCUAAGAAAGAGAUAUGUUCCUUCUACUCAUAGAAUUGCCACUUACAAGAAGAUUGCUGAUUUGAGGCAAGGAAAAAUGAAUGUUGGAGAAUACAUUGAUGAAUUUGAGAAGUUUUCCUUUAUGGGGGGAUAUUGA